Morchella importuna is the source of this 564-nucleotide messenger RNA. RefSeq lists its product as uncharacterized. The transcript is spliced from 8 exons. The record is from RefSeq and is a predicted model, not a curated record. Lineage: Eukaryota; Fungi; Ascomycota; Pezizomycetes; Pezizales; Morchellaceae. Bases 1 to 564 code for a protein of 187 amino acids.
AUGUCCCGAUUAGGCCGGCCGCGGCCCCCACGAUCAGGGUCUGAUGGAAAGUGGGGGGAGGUUCUGGAUCGGGGUUCAACGACGUUAACUAGCUUGGGCGGGUUGUGUCAUCGGAUAUCACUCGGAUGCAGGACAGUUUCUGUUGAGGUCAAUGCUAAGCGCCGGCACGGAGGAUUACGAACUACGCAGCAAGAAUGGCGGAGUUAUUUAUGCCUAAAGCAAUAUGCCGGCGUUUCCUUCUCACUUUCUGUGAAUAGCAUUUUCGGAGUUGUCGAGGUUGAUUGUCGUCUAUUAAUGGCGAGCUCCGAAAAUUACUUAGACCAGCCGCCGCUGUACCUAUAUUCAUUUAAGCGUAAACACUUAAACACCUGGCGGCCCGACAGAUUAAGCCAGAAGAACGGAUUAUUAGUAUUGAUGGACAUCUGUUCUGCGCAUGCUAGCGGUGAAUGCAGGAGACCCCAUGAGCUUGCAAUUGAUCAAGCAUGCCCGGCCUGUAGACAGUACCUGGUUUACACACUCUCAAGCGGAGGCCUCUGCUACUUGGGGAGGCAGUCCCGAAGAUGA